AUGAAGUUCACAAUGGUCUUCGUCAGCCUGCUCGGGCUCCUCAUGGCACCUGGAUUUGCUUACAAUAUCAACGUCAACGAUAAUGGCAACGUAGCCGGAAGUGGUCAGCAGUCAGUGAGCAUCAACAACCAGCACAAUGUGGCCAAUGUCGACAACAAUAACGGCUGGGACUCGUGGAAUUCCAUCUGGGACUAUGACAGUAGUUUUGCUGCAACCAGACUCUUUGCCAAGAAAUCAUGUAUUGUGCACAAAAUGAACAAGGACGUCAUGCCCUCCCUUCAAGACCUCGAAGCACUGGUCAAGGAGCAAAAGGUAAAGGGUAAAAGGCCUGAAGGAGCAUCUCCCAAGGAAUUGAUGUUCUCUAUCAACCCUACCAGAGUGGAGGACCUGAGUACAUUUGGGACAAAGAUUGCCGGCAUGUGCCGGGGCAUCCCAACCUAUGUAGCUGAGGAGAUUCCAGGACCAAGCCAGCCUUUCUACUCACGGAAGUGCUACAAUGCUAGCAUACUCUGGAUUAUACAGCUAUCCUUCUGUGGAACAUCAGAGGAAACAUAUUAG
Molecule: messenger RNA, 558 nt
Organism: Peromyscus californicus insignis
Lineage: Eukaryota; Metazoa; Chordata; Mammalia; Rodentia; Cricetidae
Gene: Gkn1
Product: gastrokine 1
Exons: 6
Coding region: 1-558 (185 amino acids)
Biological process (GO): regulation of cell population proliferation
Source: RefSeq, a predicted model, not a curated record